This is a messenger RNA of Chelmon rostratus (copperband butterflyfish), 2379 nucleotides long. RefSeq names its product neurotrophic tyrosine kinase, receptor, type 1 (gene ntrk1). The coding region runs from base 1 to 2379 and encodes 792 amino acids. Gene Ontology annotation, cellular component: signaling receptor complex; axon; plasma membrane. Gene Ontology annotation, molecular function: ATP binding; transmembrane receptor protein tyrosine kinase activity; neurotrophin binding. Gene Ontology annotation, biological process: cell surface receptor protein tyrosine kinase signaling pathway; protein phosphorylation; nerve growth factor signaling pathway. The transcript is spliced from 16 exons. Lineage: Eukaryota; Metazoa; Chordata; Actinopteri; Chaetodontiformes; Chaetodontidae. The record is from RefSeq and is a predicted model, not a curated record.
AUGGCUGUGGCGCCCCGGGCCCUGGCGCUGGUGCUCGCCCUGCUCAGCCUAGCACCAGCGCCCAUCUUGGGAGGCUGCCCGUCGGCGUGCAGGUGCUCUUUCGCCAUGCUGCAGUGCCUGGAGCCCGACGGUAUCUCCAGCAUCCCGGUGCUGGCACCGCAAGAGAGCGAGAACAUGACAGAGAUUUACAUAGAAAACCAAACAGGCCUGGAGAAUAUAACAGAAGUUGAUCUCGUGAACUACAGAGAGCUGAGGAACCUCACGGUCACAUCAUGUAAGCUGAGGCUCAUCUCUGCCAAUGCCUUCCAACACAACCUCAAGCUGCAGUAUGUGAACCUGGCAUCAAACUCUCUGGAACACAUCUCCUGGAGGGUGUUUCAUUUUCUACCACUGCUCAAUCUGGUUUUGAGGUACAACCCUCUUGUUUGCUCUUGUGACCUCCACUGGCUGCAGCAGUGGCAGCAGAAUGAACGUGGUGACCUGGACAACCAAAUGUUGUCUUGUUUCUCCAAUGACCAGGAAGUGCCCCUCAACUCUUUGGUGAUAGAUAACUGCAGUCUGCCUGAGGUGACUAUUGCCCCCUCCAAAUACAAGAUUCAAGAAGGAGGCAACCUGACAUUUCAGUGUCAUGUGACAGGAAGUCCCACUCCCAGUGUGAGAUGGCGAACCGAGAAGCUCCACUCUCACUUCUUUACUCAGGAGAUAAUCUGGGGCUCCACAUUAGAGCUCGUCCUUUACCUCACCAACGUUUCCUCCAGUGACAACCUGCACAACCUAACUUGUGAGGCGGAGAACCAAGCUGGGCCCGGGGAGGAGAUGGUGCAAUUGGACAUUGAGUUUCCAGUCAAAAUCCUCUUCCUGAGGGACGCUGUGCAGCAGCACCACUGGUGUUUCCCCUUUGCUGUAGAUGGCAAUCCUGAACCAUCCAUCACCUGGCUGUACAACGGCAACGAGCUCAAAAAGUCCACCUACACGUACACCCAGCUCAUCCCUGACUCAGGCGACGGAUCGGUGAAACACGGCUGUCUCUUCCUCAACAAGCCCACACACAUCAACAAUGGCUACUACACUCUGAUUGUGGAGAACAAACUGGGAAGGGACGAGGCCACAGCCAUUGGGAUGUUUAUGGAGAACCCCUUCGACCCGCUCGAUCCUGAGGGGAUAAUUCCAGUUCCCACAAACAAAUCAGACAUGGACGUGACCGAGAACCCGGAGAGUCGGGUGUUUGUGGUGUCUGUGGCUGUGGGUCUUGCUGUGUUUGCCUGCACUUUCCUCCUCGUCAUGGUUUUGGUUAUCAACAAAUGUGGCCAGCAUUCAAAGUUUGGUAUUCACCGCUCAUCAGUUUUGGGCACUGAGGAUGACCUCGCCGUGUCGCUUCGUUUCAUGAACUUUGGAACCAGCCCGCCUUCCUCAGAUGAGGACUCUGGUUUAUCCAGCUUCGUAGAGAAUCCACAGUACUUCUGUGGCAUCAUCAAGGAGAAAGACAUGUGUGUGCAGCACAUUAAACGGCAGGACAUUGUGUUGAAGUGGGAGCUGGGCGAAGGAGCGUUUGGCAAAGUCUACCUGGCGGAAUGUGCCAACCUCAGCCCCGACAGCGACAAGAUGCUGGUCGCCAUCAAGACUCUAAAGGACGCCAACGAGUCGACCAGGCAGGACUUCCAGCGGGAGGCGGAGCUGCUGACCGUGCUCCAGCACCAGCACAUUGUGCGAUUCUACGGAGUCUGCACAGACGGAGAGCCGCUGGCCAUGGUGUUCGAGUACAUGAGGCACGGAGACCUCAACCGAUUUCUGCGCGCUCACGGCCCUGACGCUCGUAUCCUGGAGGAGUCCAAGAUGCCCCCGCUGGGUCAGCUCACGCUGCCUCAGAUGCUGCACAUCGCCGCCCAGAUCGCCUCGGGCAUGGUCUACCUGGCGUCGCUGCACUUCGUCCACCGCGACCUGGCAACCCGCAACUGUCUGGUGGGGGAGGGCCUGGUGGUCAAAAUCGGAGACUUUGGCAUGUCCCGAGACAUCUACAGCACAGAUUACUAUCGGGUGGGUGGACGUACAAUGCUGCCAAUCCGCUGGAUGCCUCCGGAGAGCAUCAUGUACAGGAAGUUCACCACGGAGAGCGACAUCUGGAGCUUCGGCGUGGUGCUCUGGGAGAUCUUCACCUACGGCAAACAGCCCUGGUACCAGCUUUCCAACAGUGAGGCCAUUGAAUGCAUCACGCAGGGACGGGAACUGGAAAGGCCACGCACCUGCCCCAAGGAGGUGUACCUGCUGAUGCAGGGCUGCUGGCAGCGGGAGCCCCAGCAGAGGAUGGUCAUCAAGGACAUCCACAGCCGCCUGCUGGCCCUGGUCAAGAACCCGCCGGUUUACCUGGAUAUCCUGGGCUAA